Molecule: messenger RNA, 765 nt
Organism: Adineta ricciae
Lineage: Eukaryota; Metazoa; Rotifera; Eurotatoria; Adinetida; Adinetidae
Source: the annotation of a GenBank genome assembly
AUGACAGAAAUUCGUCAAGGAGAUGAAAAUGCAUCAUAUUUCUCAGCCAAUCUGAGAACAUCAAAUGAGUCGACGUUUUCGAGCGACAUCUUCAACGAUAUAGAUAACAAAAUGAGCGAAGAGCUCUGUUUGGAGAUAAGAGAUCAUGGUAGCAAACGAUCUCAGCGCAGUAUUAGUCCCUAUGUAAAUCCAGCUGGUGAUGGAGAAAGCCAAAGUAAAUGGAUUUUGUCCGAACGAGACAUCUCUUUUCUCUGUUCACAAACUGGUUUGACACCUGAUGAAAUUCGCACCUGGCACGAGAAAUUUUUUUACGAUAAUCCUGACGGUCGUUUGGAUAAAACCGAAUUUCGUCGAUUAUUUCGUCUUCUUCGUCAGGAACCUCCUGAACGCUUAGAAAAUAUCUGUGAUCAUGUUUUUCGUGCAUUUGAUGUUGAUGGCAACGGUUAUGUCGAAUUUGGAGAAUUCCUUCUUGGUUUUGCUAUAUGUUCACGUGGUGAUCUUCGAUCACGCUUAGAUUAUGCAUUUGAAUGUUAUGAUUUAGAUUCAAAUGGGUACAUUACUGAAGAUGAAAUCGAACCAGUCUUGCGAGGAAUGUAUACGCUAUUAGGAAUCAAACAUGUUCAAGAUUAUCCUCCAGAUGCUGUAGCCAAAGAAUUGAUGAAAAAACUAGACACAAGCAGAGAUGGACGUGUAACUAAAGACGAAUUUAUUCAUUUUCUAAUGAAAGAAGGCAUAUAUAGGAAUACGGUCAAUCCGUUUCAUUGA